GUGUGGUAGGGACUGUCAUCCUGCCUGGCCGCCCGGUUUUUGAAGAGGAGAAGUUGGCUAAGGGAUGUGACUGCAAUGAUGGCCAUGCAGCUGAAGAACGGAGAUGCAACGUACUACCAGAGUGCAGAAUACUGUAGAAAUUAUACUUCGCCGCCUGUCAGCUACGGUGACAGCAGCCAUUAUCUUGCCCGAUUGCCAGGCCCUGAGACCAUGCUGAAGCCUCCUCUGAGCCUCUUCAGCCAUCCCCAGCAGCCUUUCCAACAUAUGGACUCUCUGCACCAGCUGGGACCUCCGCCAAUGGCGCCUACGCAGGCUCUUGGCCCACCACCCAUAGCCCCUACUCAGGCAAUUGGACCACCAACUAUGGUUCCCACCCAGAAUCUAGGGCCUCCUCCAAUAACUGCAACGCACACGUUAAGGCCGCCCCCCAUCACCCCACCACACAGCUUAGCCCCUCCUCCAAUGGCCCCAGGCCCGCCGCUUAGGCUUCCACCAAUGGCACACACCUUGGGGCCCCCACCUGUGGAUCACACGCAAGCAACAGUGCCUCCAACAGUGGACCUCACACAACCACUGGGGCCUCCACCUCUGAACCCUGCACAUGCACUGGUGCCCCCGCCUGUAGUGGCACCUGGAACUGGACAAUUUCCCCUUCCUCCCAGCCCCCUGUCCUCCACUCCUGCUCCAGGCCCAGACCCUUCACAGAUGCCCCCAAGGCCUCCUGGACCAGCCCUCAUCCCUUCCCCGGUGUCCUGCCUCAUCCCUGGUCCUCUCAUGGGUCAGGCAGCCCCAGCCAGCGAGCAGCCCCAGGAUGAAGGCUCUCCGCUGGGUAUGGAAGAGCAGGAGGACUCUUUGGGACUGGGGGAACUGUGUAAACCACUGUACUGUAAACUCUGCAAUGUUACCCUCAACUCUGCUCAACAGGCACAGGCGCACUACCAGGGGAAGAACCACAGUAAAAAAUUAAGAAAUUUCUAUGCUGGCAGUCAACAGCCUCCAGCCAUCAGGAUCCCAGAACUCCUCGAGACGGCUGGCCAGACAGCCCUCAGCUCAGGAUCCAAUGACAGUGAUGCAGGCAGGCAGGCGCUGUAUAAAGGGGCGACCCGGGUGAUCUUGGCCACAGAGAAUGACUAUUGUAAGCUGUGUGACGCCUCCUUCAGUUCACCCGCAGUUGCACAAGCCCACUACCAGGGCAAGAACCACGCUAAGAAGCUACGGCUCGCUGAGGCCCAGCAGAACCCCAUUAACAUGGAAGGCAGCAACGAGGGAGCUUCAAGAAGACACAGAAAAGAUGGCAGUGAGUACAGACUGGUGAAAAACCGCAGAAGCCCGCAGUUACCUGCAUCCAUGCCAGGGCCGUACUACAACCCCAGACCGAGGCAGCGCAUCCCCAGGGACUUGGCCAUGUGUGUGACUCCCAGCGGACAGUUUUACUGCUCCAUGUGCAACUGCGGAGCCGAGCAGGAGACGGACUUCAGGCAGCAUCUGGAGAGCAAGCAGCACAAAGCAAAAGUUUCGGAGCUAAGAUACCGCCACGAGAUGGAGAACCUCGGCUACAGCUAAGAGACACGAGGAGGGAGGGGAGACAGAGAUUAGAGUGCAACAGAAUAGAGACGGUGCAAGAACAAAGUACAGGAAUGCAAAUAUACUGCCCUGUAUCUGAGAGGGGCAUAUUUAGCAAAGGAAUUAGCCCUGAUGGCCUCAAGAUCUUAUUGUAAUUCAUUUGAUACGUGGAUCAAAUAUUAUGUAAAUCCUCUUAUUUGACAUAAUGUCCUACCACAUGAAGCCAUAAUUGGAUCUGAUGGAUUUAUCUGAUCCGGGUGUGACUCUUGAAUUUCGCUCUGUAUAGUGAAGCACGCUGCUUACAUGUAUGCAGAAGAAUGUUGGCUUUUUUCAAUGUGCAAGUCUCAAGACACAAAAUUACAUUUUUGACCCGCCGCCUUUUGUUAUACUGUUUCUGGUCAACUUUCCUCGAAGGCUCUGAGUGGGUUGCUGUUUGACUCAGACAAACGCAAAUGAACUGCAAGUAAAUCUUGAGCUU
Scatophagus argus is the source of this 2041-nucleotide messenger RNA. It is a transcript of the gene zmat3, whose product is annotated as zinc finger, matrin-type 3. Bases 76 to 1563 code for a protein of 495 amino acids. The transcript is spliced from 6 exons. The record is from RefSeq and is a predicted model, not a curated record. Lineage: Eukaryota; Metazoa; Chordata; Actinopteri; Scatophagidae. Gene Ontology annotation, molecular function: nucleic acid binding; zinc ion binding.